Molecule: messenger RNA, 4125 nt
Organism: Limulus polyphemus (Atlantic horseshoe crab)
Lineage: Eukaryota; Metazoa; Arthropoda; Merostomata; Xiphosura; Limulidae
Product: adhesion G protein-coupled receptor L4-like
Exons: 16
Coding region: 76-3924 (1282 amino acids)
Biological process (GO): cell surface receptor signaling pathway; homophilic cell-cell adhesion; G protein-coupled receptor signaling pathway
Cellular component (GO): membrane
Molecular function (GO): G protein-coupled receptor activity; protein binding; calcium ion binding
Source: RefSeq, a predicted model, not a curated record
CCGCUACGAACAGUACGAGUUUACAAUGGAGCGCCACCUGGUGUGUAUGUGACAACUCUCCGUGCAUACGACCUGAUGUUCCCACGAAAACGGGUUACAUUUAACUUACUAGCUGUUCGAGAUUACUUAUUUUUCCAGUUGAACCCGAUUUCUGGAAAUCUUACAACAGCCAGAAACAUCGACAGAAGAGUGGGGCAGAUAUACUUUGUGAUGGUUGUUGCUGUCAGUCAAGGAGUAGUUGAGGUAAGCCACGUUCACAUCAUAGUCUCCGAGUUCAACAAAUAUCCACCCAAAUUCGAGAAGGACUUUUACUACAAGGAGCUGCACGUUAAUUUCCCUGUGAAUACGUCCUUGUUUAGAGUUCGUGCUCAUGAUGCUGACCCUUUAGCCUACAAUUCCGAGGUUUUCUAUGUGCUCGGAAAAGAUGCACCAAGAGAACUUUUCGAACUCGACCCAGUUACUGGCCUGUUAACCUUAAGAGGACGUUUAAAUCAGUCCAUAGAUGUUCUUUUGUUUGAUGUGUUUGCCGAAGACGGUGGGUCUCCCUUGAGACGAACAAGUACUCAACUUGAAAUUGUGUUGAAGAAAAUAUCCGAGCCUCUAGACGUCUACACGACGAACGCUACAGACUCAUCUGUGUUUGUUUGUUGGAGUAGUCCGGGAUUUGGUCAUGUGGCUGGUUAUGUUAUUAAAUACAGUAAAGUUAUUGACGGAAACAGCAGUAGUGCCAUCGUCAACAUAACUUCUAAUGCAACGUCCACAUGCAGCAAGUUAGAGGGCUUGGCACCAUGGACAGACUAUGAAUUUAGGGUUUAUGGGUGGAAUGUGAAUGAAACUGGGCUUAAGAGCAACUUACAUCGAUUUGCAACGAGAUAUGACUACUGCCUGUUGAACAUAUGUCAAAACGGGGACUGCUACGUGAUCAAUGAAGCCCCUGGGUACAGAUGUGAAUGUACUAUCGGUUACUAUGGCGACUAUUGUGAUCAGUUUGACCUUUGUUCCUGGAACCCCUGCGAGAACUUUGGGAUCUGCAGGCCUACUUCUAACAAGAGUUACACCUGUGAAUGCCCCAUCGGUUUUUCUGGCCAGAACUGUACUGUAUUCAACCCUUGCGCUUUACGACCUUCCCCGUGUGAAAAUGGCGCAUCUUGUCAGAGUUCUGCUAGCCACACUUUCACUUGUGCUUGUGCCCCAGGGUUCUACGGCAGGACUUGCCACGAUUUUAAUGCUUGCUUCUCCAGCCCUUGUCACAACGGAGGCACGUGUCACAACACUUCUAAUCAGUUUACAUGUCAAUGUAGCCUUGGUUACGGAGGCGAACACUGUGAAGUUGACGUAAACGAGUGUGACUCUAAUCCCUGUCUCCAUGGAUCAAGGUGUGAAGAUGGGGUCAACAGGUUUACUUGUUAUUGUACUCUAGGUUACCAUGGCGACAUGUGCGAGGUACCAGCACAGUGUCCUGCCUCAUCAGAAGAAACAGGCAAAGGAGUUGUGUACUGGAAUGCAACAGAUCACGGGAAGUUAGCUGUUACGGAAUGCCCCUACGGUGUAUUGCACCCAGAAUCAGAGGGGUACGUUCAGAGGUUUUGUCACUUUUUGACCAGCGGCUUGGUUGAAUGGGGGCCUACGCAGGUUAAAAACUGCAGGGACGAGAGUUUUCAGCAUGCAGAAAAAAUUACAGAGGAGUUGAUGUUCCUCACAGACGAUCCAGCUAACAUCAGCCCGCAGAAACUUCAAGAAGCAACUACUCAGAUCGAGAACAUUUUAAACUUUGCUUUAGAUGAUAAGAAGAUCGCACAGAAUAUGUUGUCCGUCGUCAGCAACAUUUUAGCUUUAAACGAAAGCAUUCUAACUGAAGCAGACGAUAACGGGACCACUUCUAACAGGUUACGUAACGUAGUAGACAAAUACACAUCCGAGGUGAAGCUUGAAGAAGGAAAGAGUAUUUCACUCGAAACGGACAAUAUUGCGCUGAAGGCCUUAUCCUGGGCACCAGGACUCUCCACGAGCGCGAGGAAUGUUUUGAAGUUUUCAACAACACUAUCCAAUGGCUCUGAAUCCCGAAAUUUCUCAGAAAAGACCAACUAUAACGAAAAAAAGAAACAGGAAUCGUUAAUCUUCGUUCCUAUUGAAGCUGUUAAAACAAUUGAAGCGGACGUAAUUGGAGAAGUGAGGAUCAAGUUUGUGGCUUACAAGAACGACAAGUUCUUCCGAAGCAGAAAACCAAAACCUAAACAGUCAUAUCAAAAGGUUCUUCAAACAAGCAUCAAUGAUUUGAAGCUGAUUAACCUCACAAAGCCACUCGUGUACAUCAUGUCAGCUCCUGAAGAGAGGCGAAUGCAAUGUGUGUACUGGAAACAAGAAGAACGAAUGUGGGCAACAGAUGGGUUAGUAACCAAUAGAACCGGAAAUACGAUAGUCUGUUCUUCCAAUCACAUGACAGCCUUCUCAAUUCUCUUGGAUCCAACCCCAAAUAAUGAAAUUAAUUCAGACCACCAGGAGGCGCUGUCCAUUAUUUCUUACAUUGGCUGUGUGGUAUCUAUUUGCGGCUUAAUUAUGACUAUUCUUACCUAUUUGCUUUUUCGGUGUUUGAACCGUGACCGUUCUGGUAAGAUCCUCUUACACCUGUGUGUAUCCAUGCUCUUGAUGAACACUGCCUUCCUCGUCGGAUCUCAACAAGGGAUGGGUGUAGCCGGUGUGGACGUGUGUGUCGUCGUAGCCAUCUUAAUUCAUUACUUUUUGUUGACCUCCCUGGCCUGGAUGUGCGUGGAAGCGGUCAAUAUGUAUCAAAUGUUGAUCCACGUGUUUGCCAGUACAGAAACUCAUUUUCUGGCGAAACGUUGUUUUCUAGCUUGGGGUCUUCCAUUGUUAAUAGUCGGUAUCGCAGCUGGGAUUAGCUUUGAAGAAUAUGGUUACAAAAACAAAUUCUGUAUGCUUUCUCCAGCCAAUCCUUAUACUUACUACAUUUCCUACAUGGGUCCCUCAUGCAUCAUUCUUCUGGUCAAUCUCACGGUGUUCGUAAUGGUCACUCGAGUACUGUUCACGCCUAGGACAAACACCACACCUGGAGUUCAGGUCGAUAGGAGUACUUAUGCAAUCGUCGCUGCCCAGGUUCGUGGAGCUUUCACUGUCAUGACUCUCUUGGGGAUCACUUGGGUCUUUGGAGCCUUGGCAGUUGGUGAAGUCAAACUAGUCUUCCAAUAUGUUUUCUGCAUUGCUAAUUCUCUACAGGGUUUCCUAAUCUUUCUCGUUCGAUGUCUUCAGUUCCCAGAAGCAAGAAAUGCUUGGAUCCAACUGCUAGAAACAGGAACUUUCAAGAGGUACCGUGGUGUUGCUAUGCCCAACAGCUCUUGGUAUACCCAUUCAAAUCCCGUACGUAAACAGUCCUACAGUCUUUCUGCAACAGACCGCGUGUUGAACAGCACUAGCAGUACCACAACGAGUACAAUGGUGCAGUGGAAUCAGACCCCAAACAAAGGUGCAUCGAAUUCAAAUUUACCAGAACUGCUCAAUAUUAUUAAACCGUUGACAGAGAACAACUUAAAAGUCAAUAGCCAAUCUUAUCUUCCAAACAGUACAGAAGGCAUCGUAUGUCCACAUCACAGUAUUAUCAGUCUUUCAUCAGCCGAAGAUUCAUCGAAUACUGACCCUUUUGCAUCAAUUGGAUUUAUUGAUGAAGACGAUCCAAGAAACGAUGAAAAAGAGAGGAUUUCAGGAGAUGAAAGUGGCUAUCAGUCAUUAUCUCCAAAUUCGAAAUUUCUUUGUGACAUCUCUCCAGAUGACACUGCUAGCGAAGUAAUAAUCUCUGACUCAGAAGCCUCAAACAACAUGAAGAGGUGUCACUGUAAAGGCCGUAGUAAAACUAGCAUAGCAAAUCAUAACAAAGUCAGUGAUGAUGAAAUAGCGAGGAAGGACGUAAAAUAGGACUCUUCUUCAAAAGUCAGUGUUCAACACUUUUAAGACUGUUCUAAAGUGUGUGCCAAGGACUUAAAAGUGCACAUGAGUGAAGCUCGAGAACUUUCCUCAUCGCAAAACACAUUCUUACCCACGUGACAGGAACCAAACAAGCAAGUGAAAGUAAUACACACUGCUACCCACGUGACGAGAACCCAACAAUCAAGAAGU